Microsporum canis CBS 113480 is the source of this 402-nucleotide messenger RNA. RefSeq lists its product as hypothetical. The transcript has 2 exons. The record is from RefSeq and is a predicted model, not a curated record. The coding region runs from base 1 to 402 and encodes 133 amino acids. NCBI's taxonomy places the organism in Eukaryota, Fungi, Ascomycota, Eurotiomycetes, Onygenales, Arthrodermataceae.
AUGGCUAGAGAGCUUGAAACUUCAACAUCUGCAAAGCCAAAGCUGUCACUGGCGCAGUAUGCUCGUGCAUGGGGAGAAUCACCUUUCCCGCCGACGUUACUCGCGACUUUUGUGACCGCACUCCAUUUUCGUCCUUUCCAGCCGUUGCCAAUGCUCUUUCCGCCUGUACUGCUCCUCACAUCGUAUAUGAACUUGGCUGGCUUCAAAAAGGAUUCUGCCGGUGCCAAUGCGGCGUGGUCCGGCUUAUAUGUUCUACUAGCAGGGAGGAGGAAGCAAGCGCUCAAGAAGAAAUGGAGCGCUCGAGGUAUGGUGAGGGGAGUUGCCAUGGGUGUUGGGUUGGCGAAUUUAAUCAGCGGAGGGAUGGUCUAUGUGCUCGGGACACGGGAAGACGAGGAAUCAUGA